CUGCAGUCUCCAAGUCCCCACCACCCACCACCAUUCCGCAGCCAUGGCGGCCAUGAUGCCCAGCUCGUCGACUUCUUCGCAUAAUCCAUACGAUUCAUAUGACACCGAUGCCGUGGAGCGAGAUCUCAUCGACCCCGAUGAUGCCACGUUAGAUGACCUCGAUGAUCCGCUGCAAUCUACAUCCGACCGUGCUCCUCUUACCGGAAACAUCCAGUCGCGCGGCAACGCCAAUGCGCAAUCCUACCUAACUUCCUCCAUCGGCGGAGAGGACCGUCGUGCGCCCACAAACACCAUAGACGAGACAGUAUGGGAGACGCUAUCGAGAGACCUGCUGGCCAUCUGGGAGAAGAUGAAGCAGGUGCUCUACCCGAAAUAUUUGCUGGGUGGCAUGAUGAACAGAGGUGGAGGGAUCGCAGCGGCCGAGCGAGGCGAGGCAGAGGGCUUCGGCGUGGACGGCAUUAGGGGGCUGGUCGGGCGAUGGCCGGAUGCCGAUGUUAUUCUGCAGUCGGGCAUGAGUGACGGGUUGCGGGAUUGGGAUCUAUGGGGCCCACUCGUAUUCUGCCUCCUUCUCAGCUUCUUUCUGUCGAGAGGAGCAAAAGAUAAGCAGAAGCCACAAGUCUUCUCCGGCGUUUUUGCGCUGGUCUGGAUAGGAGAGGCUGUGGUUACGAUGCAGAUCAAGCUUCUCGGAGGGAACAUAUCCUUCUUCCAGUCUGUCUCCAUCAUCGGCUAUACCCUGUUUCCCCUCGUCAUCGCGUCGCUGCUCAGUGCCGUGGGUCUACCUUCCAUUGCGAGAAUACCCGUGUAUCUGGUCCUCGUGGCGUGGUCACUAGGAGCGGGCAUAAGUAUACUGGGCGGAUCUGGUGUGGUCAGGAACCGUGUUGGUCUUGCUGUAUACCCGCUGCUUGUUUUCUACUUUGCGCUGGGAUGCCUAUGCUUCAUCAGCUAGGCGUCUUUUUUCUGCCUGUACUACUAGAUUCUUUAUCAUCGCAGGGCUCCGUGGGAUACCCAUUACUUAAGAGCGUGUAUUCAUAGCAAGCGUUUGGGGGCCUUUCUGGCGGUCAGGCUGUAGAAUAUAUGGCUUGACGCUUGGCGCAAUUCACAGAUGAACCAAUUGGCAAUUUCGCUUUCAAAUAUGACAGACGAUGCUGAAACCACAGAGGGAGACACACGUGGUCGGCACUGCUCAAAACACCA
Mytilinidion resinicola is the source of this 1194-nucleotide messenger RNA. Its product is annotated as Yip1-domain-containing protein. NCBI's taxonomy places the organism in Eukaryota, Fungi, Ascomycota, Dothideomycetes, Mytilinidiales, Mytilinidiaceae. The record is from RefSeq and is a predicted model, not a curated record. The transcript is spliced from 4 exons. Gene Ontology annotation, cellular component: membrane; trans-Golgi network. Gene Ontology annotation, biological process: endoplasmic reticulum to Golgi vesicle-mediated transport. The coding region runs from base 44 to 946 and encodes 300 amino acids.